This is a messenger RNA of Triticum turgidum subsp. durum (durum wheat), 540 nucleotides long. NCBI's taxonomy places the organism in Eukaryota, Viridiplantae, Streptophyta, Magnoliopsida, Poales, Poaceae. The record is from the annotation of a GenBank genome assembly.
AUGUCUCUUUAUGCAUCAGUUAUUUGGUUGAUUCUUUCCAAGGUAGGCACCGAGAGGAAAGAUGGUCUCACUCGAUUUAUUUCUGCUACUUGCAGCUCUGUUAUUAGAGCUAUUGGGUCAGGCUGCGGGCUGCCUGGAUCCUGGAUGGGCAGGCCUAGAGGUGGGAAGGCCAAGGAAUCGAUGGAAGCUGCGAAGAACGAGGACGCCGGUAGCGCGGGCGAGGAGGUGAUCCCAGCCUACAAGAGGAGGGGACGGCCACAGAAGCUUCGCAAGCACGACGCCGAUGAGGAAGAGGACACCGCCAAGGUUGAAGACGACGGCGACGGCACAAAAGAAGAGAUUGCGCCACGCAAGGAGUCGACGGGCGCAGCCGGGAAUGGAGGGAAGAAGAGGCGGCGGCAGUCGAAGCGCGGGUCGGAGUCAGCGACGGACGGGAAGGGCGGCGCUCCGGCGAGAGCUCCAACCGGAUUCCGGCAGAAUGGGAGCCGGCGGAAGAGCACCCCGCGGAGAGCUGCGGAGGCGGGGGUGGAGAGCAAGUGA